Protopterus annectens (West African lungfish) is the source of this 2367-nucleotide messenger RNA. Its product is annotated as extracellular calcium-sensing receptor-like. Gene Ontology annotation, biological process: G protein-coupled receptor signaling pathway. Gene Ontology annotation, molecular function: G protein-coupled receptor activity. Bases 1 to 2367 code for a protein of 788 amino acids. Gene Ontology annotation, cellular component: membrane. The record is from RefSeq and is a predicted model, not a curated record. NCBI's taxonomy places the organism in Eukaryota, Metazoa, Chordata, Ceratodontiformes, Protopteridae. The transcript has 5 exons.
AUGGCCUUUGCCACAGAGGAGAUUAAUGAAACACCCCAUCUUCUGCCAAAUGUCACUCUGGGGUUCAAGAUGUAUGACUCUUGCUUUUCUGAAGCAAGUGCAAUUGAAGGUGUCCUUUGGAUGUUAUCUGGAAAACAGAAGCCUGUUCCAAACUAUUCCUGCCAAAGCUAUCCAUAUUUAGCCUGUAUCAUUGGUGAUGACCAGUCCUCCUCAUCCAUCCCAAUGGCACGGAUCAUGGGGCUAUACAGAUACCCACAGAUCAGCUACGGUUCUGCAGUAGCGCUACUUAGUGACAAAAUUCAGUUUCCCUCAUUUUUACGCACUAUGCCAAGUGACAGCUAUCAUUAUGUGGUGAUGUCCAAUCUGAUUAUCCAUUUUGGCUGGACAUGGAUAGGAAUUGUAGCAUCUGACAAUGACUAUGGAAUACUGGGCAGCCAAAAUGUAAAGAAAGAGAUUAUUAAACGAGGAGGUUGUGUUGCUUUUAUCGAAAUCCUUUCUCUAUCAAAUGCUGCCCAAAAGGUACAGUCUAUCACUGAAGUGAUUAAACAGGCAACUGUGAAUGUGAUUGUUGUAUAUUCUACAAAGAUGGAGGUGGUGCCACUAAUGAUAGAAGCUGCCAGAAAAAACAUUACAGGCAAGGUGUGGAUUGCUACCAUAGCCUGGAUGAUUUCUCCAGUUUUCUCUAUGAAAGAGCUUGAGCAAACAUUGCAUGGGACAUUUGGACUGGCACCACAUAAAGGGGACAUUCCUGGCUUUACCCAGUUUAUUUACAACCUACAUCCCUCUAAGUUUCCAAAAGACAUCUUUAUUAAAGAAUUCUGGGAAACAGCAUACGGCUGUAGUUGGCUAAAUCAGGAUAAGGCACAACACAGUACAAAUACCAGUAAAAAGAUCCUGUUUUGUACAGGUGAAGAAAAUUUGGAAGAGUUUCAUUUCUCCAUCUUUGAUAUGUUUGACUAUAGAUAUGCCUACAACACAUAUGAUGCUAUUUAUGCGGUGGCAUAUGCACUACAUAACAUGUUCUAUUGUCAGUAUUCUAAUCAGCAGUUUUAUAACAAAACGUGCUCAAGUAUCGAUGGAUUUAAGCACUGGCAGCUCCUGUACCACCUACAGAAUGUGCAUUUUAAAAACAAAGCAGGUGAAGAAGUAUUCUUUGACAUGCACGGUGACCCUCCAGCCAUUUAUGACAUAUUAAACUGGCAAUUACAUCCUAAUGGAUCGAGCAUGUAUGUGUCAGUUGGAACUGCUAACUCUCGUGCUCCUCAGGGACAAGAAAUUAAGAUGAACGAGAGUAUUAUUCUGUGGAAUGGGGAAAAUAAACAGGUUCCACAAUCAACCUGCAGCACCCACUGUCUUCCUGGGUUCAGGAAAGUUCCUCAUCAUGGCCAGCCAAUCUGCUGUUUUGACUGUAGCCCAUGCUCGAUUGGAGAGAUCUCUAACCAGUCGGAUGCCAAUGGUUGUUUCAGGUGUCCAGAGACACAGUGGCCAAGUGAGGAUCAAGACUGGUGUAUUCCAAAGUCUAUAGAAUUCCUUUCCUUCGAAGAGCCUCUUGGAAUGACUCUGGCAGUAUCUGCAGUGUUCUGCUCUCUGGUUAAUAUUUCCAUUCUGUGCGUAUUUGUUAAGUUCAACACAACUCCAAUAGUGAAAGCCAACAACUGGAAACUCAGUUACCUUCUUCUCCUCUGUCUGACAGCUGGCUGCCUUUGCUCCUUGGUAUUCAUCGGAAAACCCCAGACAAUCAACUGCAUGCUUCGCCAAACUGCUUUUGGCAUUAUUUUUUCCACCUGUGUGUCCUGUAUUCUAGCUAAGACUGUCACAGUGGUCAUUGCGUUUAGAGCCAGUAAUCCUCACAGCAGUUUGAAGAACUGGGUAGGACCUACAAUGCCGACUUUCAUUGUCAUUGUCUGCCCAUUGCUGCAAGUUGUGUUGUGUGUAAUAUGGCUGACAACAUUUCCACCACUCCCAUACUUAAAUAUAAAAUCUGAAAAUGCCAAAAUGAUUUGUGAAUGCACAGAAGGAUCUGCUAUCUUUUUUUAUAGCAUGCUGGGGUAUAUGGGUCUCUUGGCCAGUGUAAGCCUAGUGGUAGCCUUUCUUGGAAGAAAAUUGCCCGAUUCUUUUAAUGAAGCAAAGUUUAUUACAUUCAGUAUGAUUGUUUUUAUCAGUGUCUGGUUUUCCUUUAUUCCAGCUUACCUCAGUACAAGAGGGAGGUAUACAGUUGCUGUGGAAAUAUUUGCCAUCUUGUCCUCUAGUGCUGGAAUGAUGUUCUGUAUCUUUUUCCCUAAGUGUUACAUUAUCCUCUUAAGACCCAGUUUAAACACCAGGGAGCAUUUGAUGUCAAAAACAAAAUCUUUCAGUCAGAAAUUUUAA